AUGUCGUGGAUACCUUGGCUCUAUGUUACCUUUCUUAACAGUUGUCCAAGCAUCAUAGAAGCAAGAAAUCUAGCAGGUGUCUCAGAAUUCCACCUCAUGGGACUCUCAGAGGAUCCAGAACUGCAGCCCAUCCUCUUUGGAAUAUUUCUGAUCAUGUACCUGAUCACAGUGUUUGGGGAUCUUCUCAUCAUCAUGGCUGUCAGCUCUGACUCCAAUCUCCAAACCCCCAUGUACUUUUUCCUCUUCAAUCUGUCAUUGGCUGACAUCUGUUUCAUAACCACCACAGUCCCAAAGUUGAUUGUGGAUAUCCAAACUCAGAGCAGAGUCAUCUCUAUUGUGGGCUGCUUGACACAUAUGUCACUUUUUCUCCUUUUUGGAAAUAUGGAUGAUAUGCUUCUGACUGCGAUGGCCUAUGAUUGGUUUGUGGCCAUUUGUCAAUCCCUGCAUUAUCCAGUCAUCAUGAGUCCUUGCUUCUGUUGUGUCUUAGUUGUGGUGUCAUUAUGGUUUAGCCUUUUGGGAUCCCAACUGCAAAAUUUUAUAUCCUUACAAUUUACCUGUUUUAAGGAUGUGGAAAUUUCUAAUUAUUUCUGUGACCCUUCUAAAAUACUUCAUCUUUCCUGUUCUGAAACUUUUAGAAAUAAUGUGAUAAUGUUUUUUCUUGUUUCUAUAUUUGGUUUUGUCCCCAUCUCAGGAAUCCUUUUCUCUUACUACAAAAUUGUUUCUUCCAUUCUGAGAAUCCCAUCAUCAAGUGGGAGGCAUAAAGCAUUUUCUACAUGUGGGUCUCACCUGUCAGUGGUUUGCUUAUUUUAUGGAACAGCCAUUAGCAUGUACUUUGGUUCAACUAUAUCACAUUGUUCUAGCCAUGUUGUGCUGGCCUCGCUGAUGUACACUGUGGUAACCCCUAUGCUGAACCCCUUCAUCUACAGUCUGAGGAACAGGGACCUUAGUAAGACCCUGAAGCGUCUGCACAGUAAGACAGUCUUAACUCAAGCCUUGCGACAUCCAUUUCACCGUUAG
Molecule: messenger RNA, 1017 nt
Organism: Castor canadensis (American beaver)
Lineage: Eukaryota; Metazoa; Chordata; Mammalia; Rodentia; Castoridae
Source: RefSeq, a predicted model, not a curated record